Molecule: messenger RNA, 1162 nt
Organism: Amyelois transitella
Lineage: Eukaryota; Metazoa; Arthropoda; Insecta; Lepidoptera; Pyralidae
Gene: Xpac
Product: DNA repair protein complementing XP-A cells homolog
Exons: 4
Coding region: 224-1021 (265 amino acids)
Biological process (GO): base-excision repair; nucleotide-excision repair, DNA damage recognition; UV-damage excision repair
Cellular component (GO): nucleotide-excision repair factor 1 complex
Molecular function (GO): damaged DNA binding
Source: RefSeq, a predicted model, not a curated record
CUCACACAUGGUUAUGUUGUUUGGCUUGGAACGUUGUUGUUUGAUUUUUCAUUCUUAGUUAUUACGCAAAUAGAAUACAAAUACUUGAUAAGGCUAUUAUUUGAUAGGUACAUGAUGGUCGCACAAAAUGAAAAGAAGGUAGAUGUUAAAAUUGUGUUUAAAAUCGACGUGACGUUAAUACCAAUUUAAGAGAUUGUCCAUAAUACACUUACAUCAGAUAAGAAUGGAAGCAAUAGCACAGGAAAGUAAAAGUGGGACAAAGGAGGGAGCGGGGCUGACAGCAGCACAGCGUGCCCGCAUGGAGCGCAACCGGCUUAGAGCACGCGCACUUCAUGAUGCCAGACUUAUUAAACGUCCUGAUAAAGCACUUAACAAUGCGGUGGUCGAGCGAGCUCACCACGCGGCGCCAGUGGACUCCGGCGGCGGCUUUCUGCUGGAGCCCGAGCGUGUCGCGCCGUCCGCGCCCGCCGCGCGACCCGCCCCGCUGGUGUACGUGGCGGAGCAGCCGCAGUGUCUCGACUGCGAGCGCCGCUUUCCGCAGAGCUGGCUCUUCGACACUUUCGAUUACCGUGUGUGCGACGACUGCAGGGACGACGACGGCGCUCACUCUCUGAUCGCCCGCACAGAAGCCAAGAGCGAGUUCUUGCUGAAGGAUUGCGACCUAGACUCCCGGCCACCGCCGCUGCGCUGCCUGCGGCGCCGCAAUCCACACGCGCCGCGCGGCGACAUGCGGCUGUACCUGCGCGCCCAGGUGGAGGAGCGCGCGCUGGACGUGUGGGGCUCGGAGGAGCGCUUGCGGCGCGAGCGCGACGAGCGCGCGGCGGCGCGGGAGCGGGCGCGCGAGCGCGGCACGGCGCGGCGCCUGCGCGCGCUCCGCAUGGACGUGCGCGGCUCGCUGUACUCGCGCACGCACGCGGCGCACGAGCACGCCUACGGCGAGGAGGCGCACGACGAGGACGCGGACACGUACUCGCGCACGUGCUCUACUUGCGGACAUGUUCAGACUUACGAGAAGCUGUGAUAUACCUACCUGUUUUUGAAAAUGUAAUGAAAUUCUAUAAUAUUUAUUAUCAAAAUAUUGAAAGUGAAGUGAUAGUGAUAAUAUUGCAUUCUGUUACAUUUUAUUAUUUAAUUAUGUAUGUAUCUUACUUUAUUUAACUGA